CAAGUGAUCUGUCCAGCCAAGGACAAUUAAUCCUUCCUCACCAAGGAGGAAGAAGAGGAUGACCGAGGAGAGAGACUGGAUGAAAAGAAUUCAGGAAGAAAAUGCACACCUGAAAAAUCAAAUUAGGUUACUCAAGGAAAACUAUGAACUACGUGUAAUGUUAGGUCAGCAGUGUGACAACAGCAGCCAAGCCCAGUUCGUAACAUCUCAAAUUUCUCCUGCGUAUACUGAUGCUGGUUUAUUGGUCAAAGGAGGUCAGUAUAUUGGAAGAGAAGAUUUUAAUUAUCCCCCGCACCUUAUCUCCAAGGAGGCCACAGUUCUAUCCAGUCCCAGUGCCCAGACACAGCUUAAGCAGCUUCACAUUGAUCCCACCCCUUUUCAGCCUGGAAAUGGGGAAAAGAAAUCCACACGCAUGUCAAGCCUGUCGUGUUCUACCCUUGGAGGAAAACAGCUUGAGGAACCCACAGACAAGGCUGGACUCAAGAAAGCUUGGCUCACAGAUGGCCCUUUCCCCGGAGGUGAUAAGGCUCAAACUCCAUUACCACUAAGCAUUGCUCAUUACAAGGCUGGAAGACUACUCUGUUCGAAAGACACACCAAGUCAUCCACCAUCAUGGCUAGAAGAAUUGGCUGCCUCUAACCCCACUAGUAUGUCAAACAAGGAGGAUGCCCAGUCACAGACCACAUUGUCAGAUGACCUCAAAAUACACAAAGGAGGUUCUUCCCCAGGGAUUUCUGAAAGGCAGCCCUAUCACCUUUUAGGCAGUGCCCAGGACUCAAGCACAGACAAAACACAGCUGGAAUCUCAAGAGAUGCCUAGGAAGAAGAGAGUCUGGUUUUCAGAUGCACCAGGCACAGACCAGUUAAGGAAGUCCCAUACGUUCUACUUGAAUGAUAUAGAGAUUGCUCAAAACAGCAAGAGAAAUGGACGCAUAGUGGGAGAGAUUGCCUUCCAGUUAGACAGACGCAUUCUUGCCCACGUGUUUCCUGGAAUCACACGACUCUAUGGAUUUACAGUGUCCAAUAUUCCUGAGAAAAUUAAACAGGUCUCCAUGAAAUCCCUAGUUGGCUCUGUGGAUGAGAAAAAGCAUCGAGGUAUGACUCAACGCUACCUAGACCUGAUGAUUCGCCUGGAGAAGAUGGGCUACCACAUACAAGUCCACCCAGUGUUCAGCGAAUUUCUCAUCAACACUUACGGCAUCCUGAAGCAAAGGCCAGACCUGAGUUCCAAUCCCAUGCACAACAGCCCUGCUGACCUCAGGAAGAUGGUGAUUGACAUUGUCCCAUCAAAGUUCCUUGGAGAUACCUUACUGCUAUUGAACUGUUUGUGUGAACUUUCUAAAGAAGACAACAAGGCUCUGUUUGCCUGGUAAUAGUGCAGACUGCAACUCUUGCCCUCAAAUCUCUAAAGAAAGAGCACACAAACAUAGCAUAUAUGUAAUAAAAGGAUAUCUGCUGAAAGUGGGCAUGGAGUAGUGUGGAUGCUUUUUGUAUCAGGCUGCUGCUGACUGAUUUGCUGUUUAUUGUU
This is a messenger RNA of Rhineura floridana, 1527 nucleotides long. It is a transcript of the gene SPATC1L, whose product is annotated as spermatogenesis and centriole associated 1 like. The transcript is spliced from 5 exons. The record is from RefSeq and is a predicted model, not a curated record. NCBI's taxonomy places the organism in Eukaryota, Metazoa, Chordata, Lepidosauria, Squamata, Rhineuridae. The coding region runs from base 59 to 1372 and encodes 437 amino acids.